Molecule: messenger RNA, 2571 nt
Organism: Arabidopsis arenosa
Lineage: Eukaryota; Viridiplantae; Streptophyta; Magnoliopsida; Brassicales; Brassicaceae
Source: the annotation of a GenBank genome assembly
CGAACAAAUGUCGUAAUUUUUUAUUUCUUCUUCGUCUUCUUCAAUUCGAUGCAAUUAUAAUAGUCACACUUCAAUAUCAUCAAUCUAGGGUUUUCAAUUUCUUCAUGUGAUUUUUUUUUCUUCUUCUCAAUUUCAAUUCAAUCUGGGAUUCGGAGAAGAUGAAACGCGAUUUCGACGAAAUCUCCGAGGAAGAGUGGUCUCAACACUCUUUUAACGCUUCGCGAGUUCUUAAACGACCACGGACUCCGAAGAAGACUCGUCCGGUGAAUCCAUCGCCUCCGAUUGAGUCUUUUGCGUUUAGGAGACCUUCGACGGCGAUGACGAUUGAGAGUAAUAAUAGUAGCGAUGGUGAUUGUGUUGAGAUUGAGGAUUUAGGAGAUUCGGAUUCGGAUGUGAAGAUUGUGAAUGGUGAGGAUUUGUUGUUGGAGGAUGAGGAAGAAGUUGAGGAGACCAAGGUUGUGAUGCGAGCUGCGAGAGUUGGUAGGAGAUUUGUGAUUGAAGAUGAAGAAGCGAGUGAUGAUGAUGAGGCUGAGAGUAGUGCUAGUGAGGACGAAUUUGGAAGAGGAGCAGGAGGUGGUGGAGGAAGGAGAGGAGAAGAUGAAGAUGUUGUUGGGAAGGCAUUGCAAAAGUGUGCUAAAAUCUCAGCUGAUCUUCGAAAGGAGCUUUAUGGUACAUCUUCUGGGGUUACUACUUGUGACAGAUACUCUGAAGUUGAAACUUCUACUGUGAGGAUUGUCACACAGAAUGAUAUAGAUGAUGCCUGUAAAGGAGAGGAUUCUGAUUUUCAGCCUAUACUCAAGCCGUACCAGUUAGUUGGUGUUAACUUUCUUCUUCUGUUGUAUAAGAAAGGAAUUGAAGGAGCCAUUCUAGCCGAUGAGAUGGGUCUUGGAAAGACCAUUCAGGCAAUCACAUAUUUAACCCUCCUAAAUCGCUUAAACAAUGACCCUGGUCCUCAUUUGGUUGUAUGCCCUGCCUCUGUCUUGGAAAACUGGGAGAGAGAGCUCAGAAAAUGGUGUCCAUCGUUUACUGUACUUCAAUACCACGGGGCUGCAAGAGCAGCCUACUCAAGAGAAUUGAAUUCUUUGUCCAAAGCUGGGAAGCCACCGCCAUUCAAUGUGCUUCUUGUGUGUUACUCUCUGUUUGAACGGCAUAGUGAACAACAGAAAGAUGACCGAAAAGUACUAAAACGAUGGCGCUGGAGCUGUGUUUUGAUGGAUGAAGCCCAUGCUUUAAAAGAUAAGAACAGUUACAGGUGGAAAAAUUUGAUGUCUGUGGCCAGAAACGCAAACCAGCGUCUUAUGCUUACAGGAACACCUCUACAAAAUGAUUUACAUGAAUUAUGGUCGCUGUUGGAGUUCAUGUUGCCUGAUAUAUUUACUACAGAGAAUGUUGACUUGAAGAAGUUGUUGAAUGCAGAAGAUACUGAGUUGAUUACUCGAAUGAAAUCUAUUUUAGGUCCUUUCAUCUUGAGGCGUUUAAAAUCUGAUGUCAUGCAGCAACUUGUUCCGAAGAUACAGCGGGUUGAAUAUGUAUUAAUGGAGAAAAAGCAGGAAGAUGCAUAUAAAGAAGCCAUAGAGGAGUAUCGUGCUGCUUCUCAAGCACGGCUUGUGAAGCUUUCAUCAAAAUCCUUGAAUUCUUUAGCCAAGGCACUUCCAAAGCGUCAAAUUUCAAACUAUUUUACUCAAUUUCGGAAGAUCGCAAAUCAUCCAUUGUUAAUUAGGCGGAUAUACAGCGAUGAGGAUGUCAUUCGCAUCGCCAGGAAAUUGCACCCAAUUGGUGCAUUUGGAUUUGAAUGUUCCUUGGAGAGAGUUAUAGAGGAAGUUAAGGGUUACAACGAUUUCCGUAUCCACCAGCUUUUGUUCCAAUUUGGAGUUAAUGAUACCAAAGGAACUCUCUCUGACAAACAUGUCAUGCUCUCAGCAAAAUGUCGGACAUUAGCUGAGCUUCUCCCGUCAAUGAAGAAAUCCGGCCAUCGUGUUCUAAUAUUUAGUCAAUGGACAUCGAUGCUCGAUAUCUUAGAAUGGACACUCGAUGUAAUUGGUGUUACAUACCGAAGACUUGACGGCAGUACUCAAGUCACAGAUAGACAAACCAUAGUCGACACAUUCAACAACGAUAAGUCGAUAUUCGCAUGUCUCUUGUCAACUCGAGCAGGUGGACAAGGUCUGAAUUUAACCGGAGCAGAUACAGUCAUUAUUCACGAUAUGGAUUUUAAUCCACAGAUCGAUCGGCAAGCUGAAGAUCGAUGCCAUCGUAUUGGUCAAACAAAACCAGUCACUAUCUUCAGACUGGUGACGAAAUCGACGGUUGAUGAGAACAUCUACGAGAUAGCAAAGCGGAAACUUGUUCUUGAUGCGGCGGUUCUAGAGUCUGGAGUUCACGUAGAUGACAACGGAGACACGCCCGAGAAAACCAUGGGAGAGAUUCUUGCUUCUCUUCUCAUGGGAUAACAUUAUUGUUACCUUUUUUGUUUUGAGGUAAAAGUAGUCAAGAAACGAAGUUAAAUGUGUUAUUCGAAACAUGUGUAACACUAGCUAUUAGACUUAAAUUUAAUAGAUCACGAUAGUUAUA